UUCAGCUACUAUAUAUAGAUAGCUAGAGAGAUUUCAGAUUUCCAUUAUUUCGUAGUAAAACACUCAGAAAGUGAAAUAUGGUUCAAUUCCAUAUUGUUCCAAAAGUCUUUCAAUUGCAUAUGCUCUUUGUCUUCCUUGCCCUCCUAUGGGAUCUGGCCUAUGCUGACCCUCCAUAUCCCAAUUGUUCAAACACUGGUAACUAUACAGUUACUAGUUCAUUUCAGAAUAAUCUUAACAAUAUCCUCCAUUCUUUACCCUCGAAUGCUUCCAUUUCCAAAUUCUACAAUACAUCCACUGGCAAUGGCACAGAUAGAGUUUAUGGUCUCUACAUGUGCCUCGACUAUAUUACAAACGAAAGCUGCCACGACUGCAUAACUACGGCUUCACACGAUAUGUUGAAGCUUUGUCCAAGCACAACAGAAGCAGUGGUAUGGGAGGAGUAUUGUCAAUUGCGCUACUCCAACAAAAGUUUCUUUGGCAUAUUAGAUGUCACAGGAAAUAUUCCCUUAGAUAACAAGAAGAAUAAUUCACAACCAGAAGAGUUCAAAUCUAUUGUGAACGUGACAUUGAAUACGCUUGCUUAUCAGGCAGCUUUCAAUCUUUCAGCUAACAUGUAUGCUACUGGAGAAGCAGCCUUUCAAGACAAAACAAUCUAUCCUUUAGUACAGUGCACUAGAGACCUGUCUGCCAAUGACUGUAAUUUAUGCCUUCAGAGUGCUACAGCAGAUAUUUUGAGGGUCUACUAUUACUCCGUUGGUGCAAGACUUCUCAGUCGUAGUUGCUUCUUGAGAUAUGAAUUGUAUUCCUUUUAUGGAGGAACACCUAACUCUCCUGGUUCUUCACAAGUGGGAGGUGGUCAAAUGAAAUUGUGGAUGAUUGUAGUUGUUACUGUUGUAUCAGCAUGCUUGGUGAUAGUCCUUCUGGGUUCCUAUGUUUACUAUCGUAUGACGAAUAAAAAUGACAUCCAUCACCUGCAUUUUCAAGGAAGAUAUGAAUCGAAAUCUCAGGAGUUCCCCUAUUUUAAUUUGGCAUCUUUGCAAGCAGCUACCAACAACUUUGGUGAUUCAAAUAAGCUUGGGCAAGGUGGCUUUGGUCCUGUUUACAAGGGCAUACUAAACGAUGGAAAGGAAGUAGCAAUCAAGAGGCUCUCAUGCUACUCUGAGCAGGGUUCAGAGGAAUUCACAAAUGAAGUUCUACUAAUAAUGAAACUUCAACACAAAAAUCUUGUCAGGCUUCUGGGGUUUUGCAUAGAUGGAGAGGAAAAGCUACUUGUCUAUGAAUUCAUGCCCAACAGUAGCCUAGAUGUCAUUCUCUUUGAUCCAAGGAAUCGUGCAAAACUCAAUUGGAGCAUACGUCUUAAUAUAAUAACUGGAAUUGCACGUGGAAUUCUUUAUCUUCAUGAGGAUUCUCGACCUAGAAUUAUUCAUAGGGACCUAAAAGCUAGCAAUGUGUUGUUGGACUAUGAAAUGAACCCUAAGAUCUCAGACUUUGGAAUGGCAAGGAUCUUUGCAGGAAAUGAAGGCGCAACUAAUACUACUACAAUAGUGGGGACAUAUGGAUACAUGGCUCCAGAAUAUGCUAUGGGAGGAAUAUAUUCUAUUAAGUCUGAUGUGUUUAGUUUUGGAGUACUCUUGCUUGAAAUCAUAUCUGGGAAGGGAAAUGCUGGCUUCCAUCAAUCAAAACGUGCUUCUAGCCUUCUAGCAUAUGCAUGGAAACUAUGGAAUGAAGGAAAGGCAUUGGAGCUAAUGGAUCCUUUAUUGAUUGACUCGUUCAAUAGAGAUGAAUUUCUAAGAUACGUACAAAUUGGACUUUUGUGUGUUCAAGAAGAUGCAUCUGAUAGGCCAACAAUGUCAGGUGUGGUUUUAAUGUUGAAAAGUGAAACUGUGAGUCUUAGCCCACCUGAACCACCUGCCUUUUCGAUGGGUAGAUUCACUGAUAACAACGAAACUGAUCCUGAUUGUCUCUCUGUUUCCGGCUUAUCAAUUUCCAGUAUUAGGCACGGUGAAGGAUCCAUAAAUGGAUUUGAAACUUCAUUAAUGUAUUAUAUGAUUAUAUCAUUCGUGUGUGUUGUACAGAAACAAAUGUCUGUAUUCCCUUGUAAUUUACAAUUGACUUUAUAAUGCAUGUCAUUAUACAUGUAUCCUAUA
Molecule: messenger RNA, 2147 nt
Organism: Quercus robur (English oak)
Lineage: Eukaryota; Viridiplantae; Streptophyta; Magnoliopsida; Fagales; Fagaceae
Product: cysteine-rich receptor-like protein kinase 10
Exons: 7
Coding region: 78-2120 (680 amino acids)
Biological process (GO): protein phosphorylation
Molecular function (GO): ATP binding; protein kinase activity
Source: RefSeq, a predicted model, not a curated record